UCACCGAAGGCAUUGAAAUCAAGCAGCCAAGUUCUGCUGCAUGUUUGUGUAACGUGUGGUUUUAAAGUAACCUGUGCUUAAAAACGGUUAUCCCACACAACUGUACAUUUUUCUGUUCUGUUAACCAAAUAUGAGUUGCGUGGAGGAAGAACCCCGAAGCGUGUCUCCUCAUUGUCCGAAGCCUAACGAAUCUGGGGAACCUCUGGGUACAGCAAUGGAGGAUUCUCUGGCAGGAAAUAUUGCAGCUACAGGUAUGAAAAGUGAAGAUGUAACUUUAGUCUCAGAAGUUGUCAUCACUAAAGAAAUGGAAGAAGAGGAGAAGCAGUUGCUGGAGAAAAGGGUGAAACAGGAGGAGGAGGAGAUGAAAAGGGCUAAAGCAGCUCGGGAGAAGGAGUCUCAUGACAUUCGUUUCAGGAGACUUCAACACUUGUUAGAGAAAAGCAACAUCUAUUCCAAAUUCCUUCUUACAAAGAUGGAGCAGCAGCAGCAGGAGGAAAUGCUGAAGAAAGAGCGACUGGUGAAGAAUGUAGAGAAGGGCAUUGGCAAAAAGAAUGGAAGAGUUGGAAGAAAGAAAAGGGAGAGGGAGGAAGACUACAAAAUUGCUGAUGUCAUGUCUAAAGAGGAAAUUAUGUCCAAGGCCAAGAAACCUAAAAUGGAGGAAGAGGAGAGCCCCAGGAAGAAACUAGAAGCGGAGGACAUUGAAAAGAUAAGCGACUCAAAUGUCGACAUCAAGGGUCGUCUGUCCGAGGCUGUGAGAGACAGCGCCAAGCAGCUGUUGGACCCAGACAGAAAAGUGAACGGCCAGCCCGUCCCUGCCCUACAGCCCCAGCUCUUCACUGGGGGAGUCAUGAGGUGGUACCAGAUUGAGGGUGUGGAGUGGCUCAGGAUGCUGUGGGAGAAUGGUAUAAAUGGGAUCUUAGCAGAUGAGAUGGGUCUGGGGAAGACCAUUCAGUGCAUUGCCCAUGUAGCCAUGAUGCUGGAGAGAAACGUCCUGGGGCCCUUCCUGGUGGUUGCCCCCCUGUCUACUUUGCCCAACUGGAUCAGCGAGUUCAGGCGCUUCACUCCUGAGGUGUCAGUGCAGCUGUACCACGGGCCUGCUACGGAGCGGGCGGCCAUAUUAAAAAAGAUCAGAAAGCCACAGGGGCCCCACAAUGCGUUUCCUGUUGUUAUCACAUCCUUUGAGAUUGCCAUGAUAGACAGGAAGUUUCUGCAGCGCUUCCAGUGGAAGUACUUGAUCUUGGACGAGGGCCACAGGAUCAAGAACCUGAAUUGCCGCCUGGUGAGGGAACUGAAGAUGUUGCCCACGGACAACAAGCUGCUACUGACAGGGACACCGUUGCAGAACAAUUUAGCCGAGCUCUGGUCACUGCUCAACUUCCUGCUGCCGGAGGUGUUUGACGACCUUAAGAGCUUUGAGUCGUGGUUUGACGUUGACACGAUUGGGACAGAUGUGGAGAGUGUCGUGGCUACCGAGCGUGAACAUAACAUCCUGCACAUGCUUCACCAGAUUCUUGCCCCGUUCCUCCUGAGAAGGCUUAAGUCUGAUGUGACUUUGGAGGUGCCGCCCAAGAAGGAGAUUGUGGUGUACGCCCCUCUGACCCCCAAACAGGAGUCUUUCUAUACCGCUGUGGUCAACAAUACCAUCGCUAAAGUUCUGGGGCAGGAGAAGGUGGAGGCCCCCGUGAUGCUCACUUCCAGUGGCAGGCCCAAGCGCAGGACCAGGAGGCCUGUGGACUACGACGAGACUGAUGGGGACACAGCCUGUCACCUGGAGAAGUACCUGGAGAGGGUUCAGAAGGAGGCCGAGCAGAGCCCUACCGCCGUGGUGGACGUGCAAAUGCCCCUGGACUCGCAGAUCCACCUUAAACUGCAGAACGUCUUCAUGCUGCUGAAGAGAUGCUGUAACCACCCCUACCUCAUAGAGUACCCACUGGACCCGGCCACUCAGCAGUUCAAGAUUGAUGAGCAGUUGGUGCAGACAUCUGGGAAGGUUCUCAUUCUGGACAGAAUGCUGCCUGAGCUGAAGAAGCGAGGGCACAAGGUGCUAAUAUUCAGUCAGAUGACGUCCAUCCUGGAUCUCUUGAUGGACUUCUGCUACCUGCGAGGUUACCAGUACAGCCGACUGGACGGGAGCAUGGCCUAUGCUGACCGGGAGGAGAACAUGAAGAAGUUCUCAUCUGACCCAGAUGUGUUCCUGUUCCUCCUGAGCACCAGAGCCGGUGGCCUGGGCAUCAACCUGACAGCCGCAGACACCGUCAUCAUCUUUGACAGUGACUGGAACCCCCAGUCAGAUCUGCAGGCCCAGGACCGGUGCCACCGUAUCGGGCAAACUAAACCUGUGGUGGUUUACCGCCUGGUCACCGCUAACACCAUUGACCAGAAAAUCCUUGACAGAGCUUCAGCCAAGAGGAAACUGGAGAAGAUGGUCAUUCCCAAGAACAAAUUCAAAGGAGGAAAAGCUGGGCUGAAACAGUCCAAAAGCUGUGUUGAUGUCUCAGAGCUGAUGGAUCUUCUCAACGCCAGAGAUUAUGACCGGGAGGUGAAAAGCACUAAGGGGAAGGUCAUCAGUGACAAAGACCUGGAGUUUUUGCUCGACCGCAGUGACCUUCUGGACAAAGCCAAAAGGAGUUCUAAACAGGAGAAGGUUGGUGUUUUCAAGGUGAUUGAAGCCAAAGAAUCAUCUGAGAUCAGCCUGACCUGAGUUUGGAAGGAGCGGACGUGAUACUCGAAGAAGUCCUAACCACAAUAGGCUGUUUCCUGAGGGACCAAGUCACUGCUGUUGGUUAUAGGACAAGGCAAAGACAGACUGAAACCAGAGGACUUCCUGAACCUGUCCUUUUGAAACUACAGUUUAUACUAGAAUGAAAAAGGAUUCUUGUCAAGUUUUGAUGGGUCUAUCUUUACCUGCCCUUAUGGCAAAUGUUUUUUCUAGUGUUGUUAAUCAUAAUGCUGUUAUUGUAGCCAAGCAGCCUGCAACUCAUUUUCCAAAAGGUGCUAAGUAUGUUAGUUAAAGCUUUUACAGGUCUAACUGAUGUUAUUUUUGCUGUGAAUGCUGUUUGGACUUUAAACCACGUUAUGUACAGUGAAUUAUUCACUUUUUUCAUAUUAUUCCCCCUUCAGUGAUGUAAAAAUACAUCCAAAGAAAUCUGCUGUACUCAUGUUGUUCACUUAACAGGUUCAUCAAUAGUUCAAAGCACUUUUAUGUAAGGAAUGGUAUUUCCUUGCGAACUGAGACCAUGCCUGUUCUUUUUUUGUUUUUUUAAUCCAAUCUCUCAAAUAAAAAUAACCUGUAACCCUAGAA
Esox lucius (northern pike) is the source of this 3301-nucleotide messenger RNA. RefSeq names its product helicase, lymphoid specific (gene hells). Gene Ontology annotation, biological process: lymphocyte proliferation; negative regulation of gene expression via chromosomal CpG island methylation; DNA methylation-dependent constitutive heterochromatin formation. The record is from RefSeq and is a predicted model, not a curated record. Gene Ontology annotation, cellular component: pericentric heterochromatin; nucleus. NCBI's taxonomy places the organism in Eukaryota, Metazoa, Chordata, Actinopteri, Esociformes, Esocidae. The transcript has 23 exons. Bases 131 to 2701 code for a protein of 856 amino acids. Gene Ontology annotation, molecular function: ATP-dependent chromatin remodeler activity; chromatin binding; ATP binding.